AUGGCUUACUUUGUAAAGUACUUACUCUGCAACAAAGAAGAGGGCAUGAGCUCUGUCUCCAACACUCAUGUAAAAACAGUCCUACGCCAAUUCCAAUUCCUCUCCCUCCUGACCUCCUAUGUUCAUAUUGGGAUUGAUGGAGCCCCAUUCACCUGGUGGAUUGGGAGAUCCAAUGAAAAGCAUCCUUACUGGGGAGGUUCUGUUCCUGGGAUCCAGCAGUGUGGAUGUGGCCUAGAGGAGAGCUGCCUGGACAUUCGACACUUCUGCAAUUGUGAUGCAGACACAGAGGAAUGGACAAAGGAUACAGGUUUUCUUUCCUUCAAAGAUCACCUGCCUGUAACUAAGAUAAUUAUCACUGAUACCAACAGAUCAAACUCAGAAGCUGCUUGGCGAAUUGGCCCCUUGCGUUGCUAUGGUGACCGACACUACUGGAAUGCUGUCUCAUUUUCUACGGAAGCGUCCUACCUCCACUUUCCUACCUUCCAUGCGGAAUUCAGCGCUGACAUUUCCUUCUUUUUCAAAACCACCGCUUUAUCUGGAGUCUUCCUAGAGAACCUUGGCAUUAAAGACUUCAUCCGACUUGAAAUGAGUUCUCCUUCUGAGGUCACAUUCGCUAUUGAUGUUGGUAACGGCCCUGUUGAGCUUCUCGUCCAAUCUCUUUCUCCUCUGAAUGACAACCAAUGGCAUUAUAUCCGGGCUGAGAGAAACCUCAAGGAGACGUCCCUGCAGGUGGACAACCUUCCACAGAGCACGCGUGAUACUUCAGAGGAAGGCCAUUUCCGACUUCAGCUGAAUAGCCAGUUGUUUGUAGGAGGGACAUCAUCAAGACAGAAAGGGUUUCUUGGAUGCAUCCGCUCUUUACACUUGAAUGGGCAGAAAGUGGACCUGGAAGAGAGGGCCAAGGUCACCUCUGGAGUUCGACCUGGCUGCCCAGGUCACUGCAGCAGCUACGGAAGCAACUGCCACAACGGGGGCAAGUGUGUGGAAAAGCACAGUGGCUACUCCUGCGACUGUACCAACUCACCAUUUGAAGGACCUUUCUGUCAGAAAGAGAUUUCAGCUCUUUUUGAUUCUGGCAGCUCUGUUACAUACAUGUUUCAAGAACCAUACCCAGUGACGAAGAACACAAGCCUCUCGUCAUCAGCCAUCUACACAGAUACAGCUCCAUCCAAGGAAACCAUUGCAUUGAGUUUUGUGACAGCACACGCCCCCAGCCUCUUGCUCUUCCUCAAUUCUUCUUCUCAGGAUUUUCUAGCCAUCAUGCUCUGCAAGAAUGGAAGUUUACAAGUUCGCUAUCAGCUAAGCAAGGAAGAAAGUCAUGUGUUCACCAUCAGCACAGAGAACUUGGCCAACAGAAGGGUGCAUCAGGUGAAGAUUAGCCGAGAGGGGCCAGAGCUUUCCAUUCAGAUGGACCAGCAACUCUUCAGCUAUAACUUCUCCCCAGAAGUCGAGUUCAGGACCGCAAGAUCACUUAUCCUAGGCAAAGUCUCAGGUCUGUUUUUCUGUCCUAUAUUUUCAAUGUAUGUCGUUAACAUUAUUGAGUUAGUAGUCUCUGUUGGUGUGGUCAGUGACUCGCAGCUGCAGACAUUGCCGCCAUCUGUAGUCUUGACACAGGUUUUGAAACAGGAUGUACUAAGUCACCCGUGUGGCAAUGAAACUCUUGGGUUGGAUCCAGAACUUGCUAGAGCAAACACCUUAGGUUUUGUUGGAUGCCUUUCUUCAGUUCAAUACAACCACAUAGCACCAUUGAAAGCAGCUCUCCGCCAUGCCAACAUCGCACCCGUGACAGUCCAGGGGACCUUAACAGAAUCCAGCUGUGGCUCCAUGGUGGACUCUGAUAUGAAUGCAGUGACCACUGUGCAUUCUUCAUCAGAUCCCUUUGGAAAGACAGAUGAACGUGAACCCCUCACAAAUGCAGUCCGAAGUGACUCUGCCGUCAUUGGAGGUGUCAUAGCCGUGGUGACAUUUAUCACCUUUUGUGUCAUUGGCAUCAUGACCCGCUUCCUCUAUCAACAUAAACAGUCACACCGCACCAAUCAGAUGAAGGAGAAGGAAUACCCAGAGAACUUGGACAGUUCCUUUAGAAAUGACAUUGACUUGCAAAACACAGCCAGCGAGUGCAAACGUGAAUAUUUCAUCUGAGAUGCCACAGGGUCAUUUGUUCCUCCUUUUUUUUUUUUUUUUUUUUUUUUUUUUUUGUGGGGUUUUCCCUCUCUUUUUCUCUUCUCUUUCCUGUCUUUUAGUUUAGGUAUCCUCUUUAUCUC
Molecule: messenger RNA, 2264 nt
Organism: Phodopus roborovskii (desert hamster)
Lineage: Eukaryota; Metazoa; Chordata; Mammalia; Rodentia; Cricetidae
Product: contactin-associated protein like 5-1-like
Exons: 12
Coding region: 1-2142 (713 amino acids)
Biological process (GO): proteolysis
Molecular function (GO): aspartic-type endopeptidase activity
Source: RefSeq, a predicted model, not a curated record